Rhopalosiphum maidis (corn leaf aphid) is the source of this 2491-nucleotide messenger RNA. Its product is annotated as zinc finger RNA-binding protein-like. NCBI's taxonomy places the organism in Eukaryota, Metazoa, Arthropoda, Insecta, Hemiptera, Aphididae. Gene Ontology annotation, cellular component: precatalytic spliceosome. The record is from RefSeq and is a predicted model, not a curated record. Gene Ontology annotation, molecular function: zinc ion binding; single-stranded RNA binding; double-stranded RNA binding.
AUAGACGUGACGCCAUUUUAUGUCGGUUGCCGACGAACGAUCCUUUCACUGAAUUUAGCCGAUUCCGUUUCGCCGAAAGUCGUUUGAUCAAUCAUUCAUUCAUCAACCAUCCGCUAUCGCCGUCCAAACAGCGUGUUAAGUACGCAGACACGGUCGCCGGUGAUGCACUGCUCCUGCUGCUGCUGAACCGCUGCUGUUUGUCGUCCCCAGCCGCCGCCUAUUUAGGUUGUUUUCCGGCAAUUUAGCGUGAAAACGAUUCAUCUCAAUGGCCGCCAACAAUUAUUUUGGGUUCACACACGGCGGUACUCAAUAUGCUACUGCGACUGGUUAUCAGCCUCCACCACAAGCUGGAUAUGCUGUACCACCAGCUACCUAUACAACUCCAAGAGCUGCUGCAACUGCAUAUGAUGUAGCAUCCUAUCAAACAGCUGCGGCGACACAAUCUGCUUAUGCAAAAGCAGCUUACAAUAGUGCAGCAUAUGACACUAGACAAAACGCUUAUGCACAACAAGCCUACCCCACUCAACCACAAUAUGCACCAUACCAAGCAGUUACUACAUAUACAACGGGAGUUGUUCCAAAGAAACAAUGUCAAGCUAAUGCAGCUGCAUAUGCUACUAGUUCGGCCAUGCAACAAAAAGUCACUUAUCCAAUCCAGUCAGCAGCUGUCACUCCUAAUCAGACUACAAAUAAAGCACCAGCCGUACCAGGAUAUGAAGCUGUUUAUUCUAAUACAAAUUUUCCAACUCAAAAUCAAAAUCAAGUACGACCUAAUAAUGCACAAAAAAGACAGAAUUGGUUUAAAAAAAGUACUACUGGUUUUUCUGGAGGUGCUAAAGGUGGCAAUAGGAUAGGAUUCGCAAGUCGAUCUCAAGAAAUUCAUUAUUGCGAAGUCUGCCGUAUUAGUUGUGCUGGAACUCAAACAUAUAAAGAACAUCUUGAUGGUCAAAAACAUAAAAAACGUGAAGCAAAUUCAAAGUUAUCUACUGUAAAUGUCAACAAACCUUCAAACAAUCCGGCCACAAAAGUGUUCCACUGUGAUCUCUGCGAUAUUUCUUGUACAGGUGCUGAUUCAUAUGCAGCACAUUUAAGGGGUUCUAAACAUCAGAAAGUUUAUAACUUGCAUACAAAACUUGGUAAACCAAUUCCACCACCAAACACUGAAACUGUAGUUGUUUCAAAAACUGCAACACCUAAAGUGAAUUUUAUUGCAGCUGGCAAAUUAGGAACAGUUAUUCCAAAAAUGGAAGCUAAUGUUUCCCCUGUCGUUACUGUUAAAACUGAAGCUAAAAGUCCACCUCCUGUAGUAACUCCUAUUAUAACUGGAGAAACUGAUGUUUUAUUAGUUGGAAUGGAAUACAUAGAAGAAAUUAAAGAUGAAACAGGUAAAAUGGUGAGUUUCAACUGUAAAUUGUGUGAAUGCAAGUUUAAUGAUCCCAAUGCUAAAGAAAUGCAUAUGAAGGGUCGUAGACAUAGACUUUCUUACAAGAAAAAAGUGGAUCCUAGUUUAAUAGUCGAAUUAAAACCAAGUUGGUUUGAAGCUCGUAGAAUGCAAAAAGACAAACAACAUGAUGGUCCUAGAGUAAGAGAAGACAGGUCUAACUUUUGGGCCGAUCGUUUUAUGGAUAUGGAAGAUAGAUUUUCAUGGGAAGAUCGACGACGCUAUCAAGAAGAAGUUGAGUAUUAUGAUUGGUAUAGGUCUUUAGGACCCAGAAAUAUGAGUAUGGGGCCACCUCCACUUUUGGUCUCCAGCAUGAUUGGUGCUCGACCACCUCCUCCUCAUAUGAUGAAUUUUGGAAUGGGAAUGAGACCUCAAAUACAUAUAAUGCGUCGUUAUGAUACUGUUGAUGACAAACAUAUUAUGGCUAAGCACUCUAGUCUUUUCCCCAAGCAAAAUUCUUUAAAAACUCUACAAAAAGCUAUUUCAGACACAGAAAAAGCACUAAAACUCGCUGCUGAAGAAUUAGUAAAAACUGUUCCAGAAGUAGUUGUCCCAGUCACAGUUCCAGAACCAGAAGUUGCAGAAAGUACAGAAGUAAAAAAAGAACAAACAAAAAAGACGACAGCAGCUAAAGAAGAUGGCCGUGAUGGCUCAAUGUUUACUUUUACUACUGAAAAGGAUGAUACUAAAAUAACAAAAAAGAUGACUGGUUCUAUGCGUGUUGGAGCACUGUCAAAAGGAUUGUUAUUAGUUAAUGAAAAUGAGGUGGACUUGGUAAUCAUAUGUUCAGUACCACCAACUGUAGCAUUGUUAAACUCUGUUGUUGCAAUUUUACCAGAGAAGUUGAAGGUAUUUAACUUCUUAAAUAACUACUAUAACUUGACAACAUUUUGUAUUCUAAAACCAUUAAAAUCGAAAAGAGCUGAAGAAGUUGCAUUUGGCCUCAUAGAUGUUUUUACCAUGUUCCGUUCUCCUAGCGUUCUACAAAGUGUGACAAGUCGUGAAUUCAGAAACCAAACAAUAGAUUCAUUAAAAGAAAUAUGGCCAUAA